AUGAUGGAGCCUCAAUUAUGGGAUUGGAUCUCGCCUCUCGUGAUCUCCACCGCUCUCGUGAUCUCCCUCGUCUUCGCUUUCUAUGGAUUUUUCCCCAAGCCGAAGCGGAACAGUGUCAGACUAAACCCUACAACUUCCAGGUUCGAUCACGAUCGGACCGUUUCUACCGUCACCUCAAACGUCGGAUCCCUGAAUGCUAGCGGCGGAGAUACUGUCGCCGACGUUAUCGUUGUUGGAGCCGGUGUCGCUGGUUCUGCUCUGGCUUAUACUCUUGGAAAGGAUAAUCGCCGAGUUCACGUGAUUGAAAGAGAUUUAUCAGAGCCUGAUCGCAUUGUUGGGGAGUUGUUACAACCUGGUGGCUACCUCAAGUUACUGGAGUUGGGAAUUGAAGAUUGCGUGGAAGAAAUAGAUGCUCAGCGGGUGUAUGGUUAUGCACUUUUUAAAGAUGGGAAACGCAUUCGCUUAGCUUACCCCUUGGAGAAGUUUCACACAGAUGUAUCUGGAAGAAGCUUUCACAAUGGACGCUUUAUACAGAGAAUGCGGGAGAAAGCUGCUACACUACCCAAUGUUCGGCUAGAGCAAGGAACAGUUGUUUCUCUUCUAGAAGAGAAUGGUACUAUCAAAGGUGUGCGAUAUAAGAAUAAAGCAGGGGAAGAACUAACAGCAUUUGCAGCUUUAACAAUAGUUUGUGACGGCUGUUUUUCAAACCUGCGUCGCUCUCUGUGCAAUCCUCAGGUCGAGGUACCUUCUUGUUUUGUCGGGUUAGUUCUCGAGAACUGCCAUCUCCCAUAUGCAAACCAUGGACAUGUCGUCUUAGCAGAUCCAUCACCAAUUUUGAUGUAUCCAAUUAGUAGCACAGAGGUCCGGUGUCUGGUCGAUGUUCCCGGUCAGAAAGUGCCUUCUAUUGCAAAUGGUGAAAUGGAAAACUAUUUGAAGACUGUUGUGGCUCCUCAGAUGCCUCCUGAGGUCUUUGACUCUUUCAUUGCUGCGAUUGAUAAAGGAAAUAUCAAGUCCAUGCCAAACAGAAGCAUGCCGGCUUCUCCUUAUCCCACUCCGGGCGCUUUGUUAAUGGGAGAUGCCUUUAACAUGCGACAUCCUUUAACGGGUGGAGGAAUGACAGUUGCAUUAUCUGACAUUGUUGUUCUGCGAAAUCUUCUUAGACCGCUGCGAGACCUUAGCGAUGGUUCCAGUCUCUGCAAAUAUCUUGAAUCAUUUUACACUCUGCGGAAGCCAGUGGCAGCAACAAUCAACACCCUUGCGAAUGCUCUUUACAAAGUGUUCUGUUCAUCAAAGGAUGAAGCAAGGAACGAGAUGAGACAAGCAUGCUUUGAUUAUCUAAGUCUUGGGGGCAUGUGCACAAGCGGACCUGUAUCUUUGCUUUCGGGUUUGAACCCUCGACCGUUAACUCUGGUGUGCCAUUUCUUUGCGGUUGCGGUUUAUGGAGUCAUACGGUUGUUACUCCCAUUCCCUUCCCCAAAACGCAUGUGGCUUGGAGCCAGAUUGAUCUCGGGAGCAUCUGGGAUAAUAUUUCCGAUAAUAAAGGCUGAAGGAGUUAGGCAGAUGUUUUUCCCAGCAACUGUACCUGCAUACUACAGAGCUCCUCCUGUUAAAGGCGAAACCAAAUGUUCAUAG
Messenger RNA from Arabis nemorensis, 1632 nucleotides. The record is from the annotation of a GenBank genome assembly. Lineage: Eukaryota; Viridiplantae; Streptophyta; Magnoliopsida; Brassicales; Brassicaceae.